AUGAGUAAAAUGUAUGUAAUCAGUCAGGAUGCAAGUAUGAUAAUGAUGCAAGAAUAGUGAUACUAACAAUGUUAUGUUUUAGUCCUAGAAAUUUCAAAUUAUUGGAAGAGUUAGAAAAAGGUGAAAAAGGAUUAGGUGCAGAAAGCAUUAGUUAUGGACUUACAAAUCAAGAUGAUAUUACAAUGACAAAUUGGAAUGGUACCAUCAUUGGACCACCUCAUUCAAAUCAUGAAAAUAGGAUUUAUUCUUUAAAUAUAAUAUGUGAUGAAAUAUAUCCUGAUAAACCACCAAAAGUUAGAUUUAUUCUGAAAAUUAAUUUACCAUGUGUUGAUAAUCAAGGAAAUGUAAUGGUUGAAGAAUUUGAUACGUUGAAGAAUUGGAAACGAUCAUAUACUAUGGAGACUGUUUUGUUGGAAUUGAGAAAAAGUAUGGCUUCUGCUAGUAAUAAGAAAUUACAACAGCCAGAAGAGGGUUCAACAUACUAG
Molecule: messenger RNA, 485 nt
Organism: Insectozyma verbasci
Lineage: Eukaryota; Fungi; Ascomycota; Pichiomycetes; Serinales; Debaryomycetaceae
Source: the annotation of a GenBank genome assembly